Haemonchus placei is the source of this 696-nucleotide messenger RNA. Lineage: Eukaryota; Metazoa; Nematoda; Chromadorea; Rhabditida; Trichostrongylidae. The record is from the annotation of a GenBank genome assembly.
AUGUUUCAGACAGCCGUAACUCCAGUAUGCUCAUUCGUUAACUUUUCCACACAAGUUGAUCACUCCACUAAUCUGAAAGAAGUUCUUGCCAAGAAGAUUCCCGCCCAUAACGCUAAAGUGAAGGAAUUCCGCUCGCAGCAUGGUUCUACGGUCAUACAGUCUAUCACUGUCGACAUGGUGUAUGGUGGAAUGCGUACAAUGAAAGGGAUGGUUACUGAGACAUCAGUACUUGAUCCAGAAGAAGGAAUCAGAUUCCGAGGAUACUCUAUUCCGGAAUGCCAGAAGUUGUUACCGAAAGCUGCUGGAGGUGAAGAACCUAUCCCGGAAGGAAUUUGGUGGCUUCUCUGCACUGGUGACAUACCAAAUGAGAAACAGACGUCGGCUAUCACCAAGGAGUGGAACGCUCGUGCCGAUCUUCCAGCUCAUGUUGCUCGCAUGCUGGACAACUUUCCCGACAACCUCCAUCCUAUGGCCCAAUUUGUGGCAGCGAUUGCCGCUCUAAACAAUGAGAGCAAAUUCGCGGCUGCUUACGCUCGUGGUGUUCCCAAGAGCAGUUAUUGGGAGUACGCCUACGAGGACUCGAUGGAUCUCCUAGCAAAACUGCCCACCGUGGCUGCAAUCAUUUAUCGCAAUCUCUAUCGUGAUGGCUCAGCUGUGGGAGUGAUUGACCCGAAAAAGGAUUGGUAUGUUUUUUUU